This is a messenger RNA of Prunus armeniaca (apricot), 552 nucleotides long. The record is from the annotation of a GenBank genome assembly. Lineage: Eukaryota; Viridiplantae; Streptophyta; Magnoliopsida; Rosales; Rosaceae.
AUGAGUAAGGAAGAACCCCUGACCUACAUCCACUCCUUCCAAUCUGUCCUAGGAUGCAAUGGUCUUAGUGAUGACGGCAUAUGCCUCAUUUUUUCCUCUACCGUCACUGGAGCUGCCUUGAACUGGUUCUAUCGGCUAAACCCUAGAACUAUCAACUCUUUCGUCUGCCUGAAGCAAACCUUCUUGGACCAUUUCAUGAUUCAAAAUGAUCGUUUGUAUUUCGCGGACAAUCUAUACUUGAUUCGUGAAGGUGAAGACGAACCAUUUUGGGAGUAUGUUGCCCGCUUUAGACACGAAUAUUCCCUCUGCCAAAAGAAAUUUUUUAAAAUUGAUGUUGGGACAAACUUUGACACCAAAUACAAAUGUGGAAGACCUCUUACUAUGCUUAUUGGAGUUGAAAUUCCAAGGGCAGCCAUUGCCUUGGUUCCGCCCAUGCUCCUACCAAUAACACCCAAGAUGGUCAACACUUCAGAAGAAAGGAUGGCUAUCAGCGACCUUUUAGCAAUGGUAAACGAAGCAGUCACUUCAACAACUAUCACUCUGGUGGCAUAA